AACCCAGAUUGGACAGAUUGUGUCCACUGCAACUAGACAAAAGAGGCUGAUGUGACAUUCUGUGAAGGGUGUGUGAGCGCUCUGCGCAUGCGCGCUUAUCCUCUCCCUCCUGACCUCCUCCCGGUUUGUGCUGCGCCCCUGCCGCUAAUCAACCUCUCCCGCGAAACCCGCUCAAAAACAUCCACACAGAUCCUGGCAUACACUUGAGGCAUGGCAGCUCUCUUCGGGAAGAUCCAGAUCGGCAUUUAUGUGGAGAUCAAGCGCAGUGAUGGAAGAAUCCACCAGGCCAUGGUGACAUCACUGAACGAAGACAAUGAGUGCGUGACGGUGGAGUGGAUUGAAAACGGAGACACAAAAGGGAAAGAGAUCGAUCUAGAGAGCAUAUUUGCACUAAAUCCAGACGUUGCACCUGAAGAGGAAAUCCCACAAAGUCCUGAAACCCCUCCACCUCCUGUGUCCAGUGCCAUCAAAAUCAACAAGAUCCCCCAAAACAAGAAUCGUCGGACAGUAGCGCCACCGAAAAAUGAAGCGCCUGCAAGGGAUAAUCGAGUCACUGUAGGUACGACUCGAGCGCGGCCGAGCCAACAGACCGAACCGCCUCCAUCAGCGCCCGUCCCGCCUCCACCCAUCCAACACCAGACCCUACAGCAGCUGCAGAACGCUCGCAGGAAGUCCAACUGCGUGAAGGAAGUGGAGAAACUUCAAGAGAAGCGGGAGAAGAGACGAUUGCAGCAGCAGGAGCUGAGAGAGAAAAGAGCGCAGGAGGUCGAUGCCACAACCCCUAAUUAUGAAAUCAUGUGCAUGAUCCGAGACUUCAGAGCGAGUUUGGACUACAGACCGCUGACCACUGCAGAUCUGAUUGAGGACCACAGGAUAUGCGUGUGUGUGCGGACGCGGCCACUGAACAAGAAAGAGCUGACCAUGAAGGAUCUGGACGUCAUCACCAUCCCCAGUAAAGACGUGGUCAUGGUCCACGAGCCCAAGCAGAAAGUGGAUUUAACCAGAUACCUGGAGAACCAGACGUUCCGCUUCGAUUACGCUUUCGACGACAUCUCCACAAACGAAAUGGUGUACAGGUUCACUGCUCGGCCGCUGGUGGAGACCAUAUUUGAGAGGGGAAUGGCCACUUGCUUUGCUUACGGUCAGACGGGCAGCGGGAAAACUCAUACCAUGGGAGGAGAUUUUUCGGGGAAGAACCAGGAUUGCUCUAAAGGGAUCUACGCUCUCGCUGCACGGGAUGUUUUUCUCAUGUUAAAAAAACCAAACUACAAGAAGUUGGCUCUUCAGGUGUACGCGACGUUCUUUGAAAUCUACAGCGGGAAGGUGUUUGACCUUCUGAACAGGAAGGCGAAGCUGCGAGUUCUUGAAGACGGGAAGCAGCAGGUUCAGGUGGUCGGACUGCAGGAGCGAGACGUCAAAUGCACAGAGGACGUGCUCAAGCUCAUCGAGAUGGGCAACAGCUGCAGGACGUCUGGACAGACCUCGGCUAACGCUCACUCGUCCCGCAGUCACGCUGUGUUUCAGAUUAUCCUCCGCAGGAGGGGCAAAAUGCACGGUAAAUUCUCUCUCAUUGACCUGGCGGGGAACGAGCGAGGGGCAGACACGUCCAGCGCUGACCGACAGACGCGGCUCGAGGGCGCCGAGAUCAACAAAAGUCUCCUGGCGCUGAAGGAGUGCAUCAGGGCUUUGGGUCGAAACAAACCACACACUCCGUUUCGAGCCAGUAAACUCACGCAGGUCUUAAGAGAUUCCUUCAUCGGAGAAAACUCUAGAACAUGUAUGAUCGCUACAAUCUCUCCUGGAAUGGCAUCAUGUGAAAACACAUUAAACACUCUGAGAUACGCCAACAGAGUGAAGGAGUUUGGGAUCAGCCCUUCCGACAUUCCCUUCUCUCAGGGGGGAGGCGGGCGCUCCGAACUCUCUCCUACCUAUGAGUACGAUGACUUUGCUACCUCACCCAGCAGGUCUUGCCCUUCUCCAGUUUCAAGCCUGUCUCACUUCAGACAGAGCCUCCAUACGAGUCCUGUGUUUCCAAUUAUUCUUUUCCAUUACAGUUCAUAUGCCUCUUUACCAGCUGCACUAACAUGUCGGUUUGUGUUUGCUUGUGCCUCACAAGAGCAUACAGAGUCCGUCAUUAUCAUGCUGCAUGAACAUGUUUAUGAGUCCAUACGCUGGCUGGAGGAUGAGAAGGUUCUUCUGGAGAUGACAGAGGAAGUCGAUUAUGAUGUGGAAUCAUACGCCACUCAGCUUGAGCAAAUCCUGGAUCAGAAGAUUGAUGUGCUAACAGAGCUCAGAGAUAAAGUGAAGUCUUUCCGCUCGGCUCUUCAGGAAGAGGAACAGGCCAGUAAGCAGAUCAACCCCAAACGCCCGCGGGCCCUGUAGCGCCACCCAGCACCAGCAGAACAAUCCCAUCAGCCCUCAGCUCAUCAAUGUAUCUACAUGUGUAACUUGUACGUGAUGUGUCGGUUUCUUUCAUCUGACAAAAGCACAUUUUAAUUGUAUAGAUUUGAGUUCUUACUAAACUGAAUGAUGAGUUUAAGGCCAUGAGAGGAUGUACGGUGAGCUAAUGCAUGACCAAACCAGCUCUGCAUCAUCUGACUGGACCGCGUGUGUGAAGCCUGUAAAUAUGUCAUGGACUCAUUCAUGCUUUUCAGAUGUAUGUAUAUAUAUAUAUAUAUAUACACCCACUCAUCUACUUGCAUAACAGUUUGCCAGGUAAUGAAAAGCGAUUAUUGCCGUCCCAAUGGAAAAGAGCGAAUACAGUCUUAGAAAUAGUUACAAUUAGGGAUGCACUGAUAUAGAAAUUUUGACCAGUUAUUUUUAUGGCUACUAAAUAAGGAAGCAUGUUUUCAACACAGGAUGAAAAAAAUUGAUAAUUGCAAUGUUAUAUCUUUCAAUUCAGAUUUUUUCCAUUUCUAACAUGGGACUUUCUAUAUUUAGGCUAGUUUGUAUCCCGAAAUUGUUUAUAUCA
Messenger RNA from Sinocyclocheilus anshuiensis, 2971 nucleotides. Its product is annotated as kinesin-like protein KIF2A. Gene Ontology annotation, molecular function: microtubule binding; microtubule motor activity; ATP binding. The record is from RefSeq and is a predicted model, not a curated record. NCBI's taxonomy places the organism in Eukaryota, Metazoa, Chordata, Actinopteri, Cypriniformes, Cyprinidae. Bases 211 to 2382 code for a protein of 723 amino acids. Gene Ontology annotation, biological process: microtubule-based movement; microtubule depolymerization. Gene Ontology annotation, cellular component: microtubule. The transcript is spliced from 20 exons.